This is a messenger RNA of Centropristis striata (black sea bass), 1231 nucleotides long. Its product is annotated as GTPase IMAP family member 7-like. The coding region runs from base 168 to 1115 and encodes 315 amino acids. The record is from RefSeq and is a predicted model, not a curated record. The transcript is spliced from 3 exons. Gene Ontology annotation, molecular function: GTP binding. NCBI's taxonomy places the organism in Eukaryota, Metazoa, Chordata, Actinopteri, Perciformes, Serranidae.
CGAAACUUAGUCAAAUGCCUGUUAAACCUGCUGAACAUAUUUAUUUAAAUAGAUAAGGGUGUGUUCUAGAUGAAGUGCCAUAAAAUAAUCUCUCCACAUACCGACACACCAGACAGCUUAGGAAGCACUUUGUGGACAGGUUUCAGACGGAGGUCAGUGUUGCUGAGAUGUUGGAAGGAAAAGCUUGGAUCACAGGUUGCAGCCUGUUUGUGCUGCUCAUGUUUUAUGGUCAAACUGCUCACUGCCAAAAGGACAAAGGUUCAACACAUGAAGACCUGAGACUCAUGCUGGUUGGAAAAACUGGAUCAGGAAAGAGUGCUACUGGAAACACCAUCCUGGGGAAAGAAAAUGCCUUUCUUGAGAAAAUGUCACCUGAGUCGGUGACUAAAGGCUGCCAAAGAAAAGAGGGAAGGUACAGAGAGAGGAAGAUUGCUGUGAUCGACAGCCCAGGACUGUUUGACACAAACAAAGCAAAAGAAGAAAUAAAGGUAGACAUUGAGGAGUGUAUUGAACAGUCAGUUCCUGGACCCCAUGCUUUUCUGUUAGUCAUCAGUCUGAAGGUACGAUUCACUGAAGAGGAGAAGGCAGCUGUGAAGUGGAUCCAGGAUAAUUUUGGCUCAGAUGCUGACAUGUAUACCAUAGUCCUGUUUACACAUGCUGACCUCCUGAAGGAUGGUUCUCUGGGAGACUUUUUGGCAGAGAGCAAAUAUCUACAAAGACUUCUAAAUAAGUUAGGGGGACGAUAUCAUUCACUCAUCAAUGACAAGAGACAAGACAGAAGCCAGGUUGGGGAACUUCUGGACAAGAUAGAUGAAAUGGUGAAGAGCAAUGGGGGAAGACACUACACCAGUCAGAUGUAUGAGAAAGCCCAGAAGAGACUUGAGGAGAAGAGAAAAGAGGAGGAAGAGGAACAGCGAAGAAAGAAGGAAGAGGCAGAUAAGAAAAAGGAGAGGGAGGAAAAGAGGGCUUUUUGUCGAAACAUAUUAAUUGGUUUAGUGGGAACUGUUGGAGUAGGAGCAUUAUUUAACCCUGCACUGUAUCUCGUGCCAGGGGAACUUAGUGCACUGCUUGGUCAUGGUUGCACUUUAGAUAUGUUUUUUUGGGACCUGUUUUAAAAUGAAAAUCUGGAAGAGGCAGUUGCUAAUAAGAAUCCUGUUUACUACAUUAACUAUGAAAUAUGGGUGUUUAUACUUUAUGUCUGAAUGUAUGGGCUAAAUGCAAUUUUCAAUAA